GGAAGACUUAAAUACAGUUCAUCCAGCCUAGCUCAUCAUCAGAUCUGAUCAGUGCUCAACUAGAUCAUCACUCUGAAGACCUCCAGACGUUCUCUUCCAGAUCAACUCUGCUUUGAAGACAAAAACCUUCCACGAUGCAUAUUUUCUUAGCCCUCAUGUGUGUGGCUGCUGCCACGGCCGACCUUGCCCCACUUCUCGAGAACUCUGAACCCAUCCUGGGAAAGUACAUCAUCAAACUCCGCGAUGACACCAAUCUCGAUGAAAUCGCUUCUACCGUUCGUCUCUCUGGUGGGAAAAUAGGCCACUUUUUCCGACGCGUCCUGCAUGGCUUUGCUGCCGAUCUUUCAGAUGAUGUCCUCAAAAUUGUCCGUGGACUUCCCGCCGUUGAGUACGUUGAACAGGACGGCGUCUACCGUACUCAGGUUACAUGGGGUCUUGACCGUAUCGACCAAAGGAAUCUCGCCCUUAACAAUGGCUAUAGUCCGAGGGGCACUGGAAGUGGAUAUACUGUGUGGGUAAUCGAUACCGGCGUUCACGAUACCCAUAAUAAUUUUGGUGGUCGUGCAGAUCAAGUAGCAAACUAUGCAGGUGGUUCAAACGAAGAUUGUAACGGGCAUGGAACCCACUGCGCUGGAACAGUUGGUUCCAACACCUAUGGUGUAGCGACGGGGGUACAAAUCAGGGGAGUCAAAGUCCUUGGCUGUUUGGGAUCGGGCAGCACUACCAAUAUUAUCAAAGGUGUGGAUUAUGUUGCUUCAAAGCAAACGGGUAAAGACAUUGCCUCAAUGUCACUUGGAGGAGGAGCCUCAGUAUCUCUUGACAAUGCUGUCAAGAGUCUAAUUUCUAAAGGGGUUCCCACCGCCGUGGCUGCUGGUAAUUCUAAUGAAAAUGCCUGCAACACUUCCCCCGCUCGUGCUUCCACGGCAAUUACAGUUGGAGCUACAGACAGCUCCGACGUUCGUUCCACGUUUUCCAACUACGGUAGCUGCUUAGACAUUUUUGCUCCAGGUACUGAUAUCACCUCUACAUGGCAUACGUCUAAUUUUGAUACCCAUACCAUCAGUGGAACUUCGAUGGCCUGCCCACAUGUUGCCGGUGCCAUUGCCCUCUUUGGAAAGUCGACUUCUUCAAUGCUAAAUGAUGUUUCUUUAUAUAAGAUCAGUAAUGUAGGAAGUGGUAGUCCAAACAAACUUCUCUACGUCGGAUAGAUGACAGAGUGCGGCCGGCUCCAAGUGAAACGAAGAAGAGUUGUGGAACAUGAAAUUUAGUUCGAUUUGCUUUAAAAACCAUCUGAAUGUUUGAUUACUUCAGAAGUUAAUAAAUUACGCGACACAUAUAACAUGACAUGACUUUACAAAAUGCUAUUUCCCGCAAGGGGUAAAUUUUUAUCUAGAUAUCAAAUGUAAACGCGGGGGAAACUGGCAUGUGUUGCUUAACCUGCAUGUUUUAAGAAAAUUUUUCCUUUCUCCAUGUUCAUUAUGUCCUAGCCAGUCAAUGUUUUCUUCUUGAAAAAUGGUCUAAUACCGCACCGAAAAUAUCUAAUUGGCCAUGAUAAUAUUCAAAUUUAUUUGCCUGUGUGCAUCGAUAGAACGAGAAUUGUAAGAAUAUUUUCUCCAUGAUAUAGUAAUAACAUCAUCUUUAUUAGACAAUCAAUUAGUUUGUAUUCAUUUAUCAUCAACAGCAUAUAUGGUCUCCUCUGAGAAGAGACAUUCCGUGAACUAAAUGACUUUUUGGAAAAUAUUCACGACUAAUUACGCCUUUCACAUGAUCUCCUCAUCAGCAACACCAAGUUAGCCCCCGAUAAUUGCUGAGCCUUAGAUUGUCAAUACUAUCACCUGAAAAAUGUUAUCGAAUUAUUAACGAAUAAAACCUAAACCGUUCUGCAUCAUUUCUUGUAGCGUCUGGUUUGUUUUGAGAGAGAGAGAGUAGCAAGCGUUAUUAUGUCAUGGAUUUAUGGGUAUGGGUGACACACCACAUUUAUGUCUAGAGUAGAAGUAUGCACGUUCGCAACGUCAAGAUUAUUCUUAUUAUCACAAAUCAUAUAUAUCCGUUUAAGUAUCCAUUUAUGUUCCGUAUAAUAUUCUGAACGUACAUUCUUGUUUUAACUUGGUAAGCCCCACCUAAUGAUAAUAGAGCUCGGAUCUCAUUUCUCCUGUAACAGCAUCUGUCAAUCAGAGUCAGAGCCAAUGACCCACAAUUGCAUGGAACCUCCCACAACUAAACAAGUACUGAAGAUAACAUUCCAUUCUUUCACGCAAAACCUCUUCAAAGCGAUGCUAAAGCAUGCCUGACAAAGCUAAUAGGUGGUCAGCUCUGACAAAGCUAUAUUCCCUCAUUAAUAUCAUCUUAAAAACC
Molecule: messenger RNA, 2355 nt
Organism: Lytechinus pictus (painted urchin)
Lineage: Eukaryota; Metazoa; Echinodermata; Echinoidea; Temnopleuroida; Toxopneustidae
Product: aqualysin-1-like
Exons: 10
Coding region: 135-1208 (357 amino acids)
Biological process (GO): proteolysis
Molecular function (GO): serine-type endopeptidase activity
Source: RefSeq, a predicted model, not a curated record